AUGCGAUGGCUGGGGGGCACCGUGCUGUGUGUGCUGCUGCUGGCGGCGGCGGUCCCCACGGCCCCCGCGCCAGCUCCGCCAGUGACCCCGGCUUCGUUCGAGCCCGGCCCGGCUCUCAGCUCCCCGCAGGAGGCGGCCACCCUCAACGAGCUGCUCCGCGAGGUUGAGGAACUGAUGGAGGGCACGCAGCACGAACUGCGCAGCGCGGGGCAGGAGGUGGAGGCAGAGGAGGCUGCUGCUAAAACGUCGUCAGAAGCGAGCCCGGCACGCUUACCUCCCGGCUAUCACAGUGAGACCGACACGGAAACCAAGGCUGGAAACAACACCAUCCACGUCCACCGAGAAAUUCACAAGGUCACCGACAACCACACUGGACAGAUGGUCUUUUCAGAGACGGUCAUUACGUCAAUGGGCGACGAAGAAGGCAAAAGGAGCCACGAGUGCAUCACUGAUGAGGACUGUGGGCCUGGCAGCUACUGCCAGAUUUCCAGCUUCCAGUACUCCUGCCAGCCGUGCCGGGACCAGCAGACACUCUGCACCCGGGACAGCGGGUGUGGUGGAGACCAGCUGUGCGUCUGGGGUCACUGCACCAAAACGGCCACCGAAGGCGGCAACGGGACCAUCUGUGACAACCAGAGGGACUGCCAGCCGGGGCUGUGCUGUGCCUUCCAGAGACGUCUGUUGUUUCCUGUGUGCACAACCCUGCCCGUGGAGGGUGAGCUCUGCCACGACCCCGCCAGCCGGCUUCUGGAUCUCAUCACCUGGGAGCUGGAGCCUGAUGGAGCUUUGGACCGACGCCCAUGUGCCAGUGGCCUCCUCUGCCAGCCUCAUAGCCACAGCCUGGUGUACGUGUGCAAGCCCACCUUCGUCGGGGGCCGCGAUGAGGACGGAGCGAACCUGGUGCCCAGAGACGUCCCCGACAAGUACGAAGACGGCGGCUUCAUCGAGGAGGUGCGCCGGGAGCUGGAGAACCUGGAGAGGAGCCUGUCGGUGGAAAUGGCUCUCAGGGAGCUCGGGGCCCCCUCGGAGCUGCUGGAGGGAGAGGAGAUUUAG
Molecule: messenger RNA, 1053 nt
Organism: Balaenoptera ricei (Rice's whale)
Lineage: Eukaryota; Metazoa; Chordata; Mammalia; Artiodactyla; Balaenopteridae
Product: dickkopf-related protein 3-like
Biological process (GO): multicellular organism development; negative regulation of canonical Wnt signaling pathway
Cellular component (GO): extracellular region
Molecular function (GO): co-receptor binding; receptor antagonist activity
Source: RefSeq, a predicted model, not a curated record